Molecule: messenger RNA, 513 nt
Organism: Aspergillus wentii DTO 134E9
Lineage: Eukaryota; Fungi; Ascomycota; Eurotiomycetes; Eurotiales; Aspergillaceae
Exons: 2
Coding region: 1-513 (170 amino acids)
Biological process (GO): ubiquitin-dependent protein catabolic process
Molecular function (GO): cysteine-type deubiquitinase activity
Source: RefSeq, a predicted model, not a curated record
AUGCAUGAACUUGGAGUCUCCCCUCGCCUCCAAUUCAUCGACGUCUACUCGAUCCAUGACCGUCCCGUCGAGGCUCCGAUAAAAGCCUUGAUUCUGAAUAUCCCACGCUGCGAGGCUUACGAUUGUAGAGAUAUGGGUGUUGCCAAGAGAGCCUACAACCUUGUUGCAGAUGCUGGUUCGACAGAAAUCCCAGUUGACAGCGACUCCGUAGAUCAUCAUUAUGCCUGCUUUGUCAAGUCAAGACAAAGGACGCUGCUUGAAUUAGAUGGAGAAGCGCAUGGACCGAUCUGCCAUGGUUCCGAAGAGCUGGAUGUUUGGAACCAUGGAAUGGCGAAGAUCAAGGAGAGAUAUAUCCGGAAUAAUGAGAGAGACCGGUUUGAUGUUGCAAAUGCAUGCGCAUCGGUUGGUGUUUGGCUGAUGCAAACACGGCAAACACAAGCAAUGACACCGGAUGAUGUCAAUCCCGUCAUUGAAUUAUUCAUCCAUAUUGUUCGCAAGACCAUCCCCGGAUGA